AUGGCGUCGGAGAGGAAGGAUGUCGGAAUUCUGGCCGUGGACAUCUACGUCCCUCCCGCUUGUGUUCAGCAGGUCCGCCAUCGGAAGCCACAUCACUAUUUUCCUCGUGCAUUUUCCAUCUAGGACGUGUUUUCGUGGUCGUUUUCGCGGACAAAUUUUGUUUUUUUCUUUGGAUGAUUUCGUUCGUACAUUAUAAAAUGUAGCCUUCCGCGUGCUUAUUCCACGGGAGAUGGUGAUCUUCUUUUUUCCGAAGCAUUUUUUUUUUUCAUGACGAAACCAUUCUUUUUUUUCGGUUACUGAUCUAGAUCGGGGGAACGGAAGGAACCAUUUUAUUUAGUAUCUUAUUUUCUUAUAAAAAUGGAUAAAAUAUCGAAAAUGCUAUUUUCAACCAGAAAAAUGAAUAAGCCCAUCGGUCAUCGAAUGAAAGCUUCCACACUAUCUCCUCUAUUGUAGGAUUCUCUGGAGACUUACGAUGGCGCCAGUAAAGGAAAAUACACGAUCGGUCUUGGGCAAGAUUGUAUGAGCUUCUGUUCCGAGGUGGAAGACGUCAUCUCCAUGAGGUGCGUGAGAUCUCGGGUCUUUUUAAUGAAUAUCUCAUUGAUGCUGAAUUAUGUUUAUAGUUGGAGUUUUUCCUUUCAAGGAGAUCUUACCACUGGUGCAGUUGUCAUCCAAAGUAUGCAUAAUGUUUGGGCAAAAAUAUAUUAUCUUUCUAUCUCUGAAUUUUUAACAUCAUUAACUUCAAACAACUGAACCCGUAUACAAAACAGCCAUCGAUUGUUACUUGCUCACCCCGAAAAUCCAUCAAAACGAAAAUACUCUCUCCUUUCUUUUGCCGAAUAUUUGUUACUACAACCUUUCAAGGUCCUAACUAGGAGUUAAAUCUGCAAGAGGAGAGCAAAAUGUCGUGAUUUAACAUGCCAAUAUCGAAAUCAAGGUUUGCAUGAAGAAAUAAAGCACGGUCACAAAUCUAGGAAUUUUACACUAGAUUGAAGACAUACUCCGUUCCCCUAGCCUCUUUUUGGGUGCUACACUAGUCUACCCAAGUUUCCUAUUACAAGCUAACUUCCCUAUCUGUCAAAUCCUUGCUCAUUAGCAAGGUCGUUCAACGAUUACAAAAAACAAGCUAGACUAGCUUUCAAAACCUCUAGUGAGAAUAUGACUGUUUGAAGAACCCUGGAGGUUCCACUCGGAUGUUAUAGAAGCGGUUGAAAACUUAUGAAUUCUUGAGAGAGAGAGAGAGAGAGAGAGAGAGAGCUCCGUGUGCUGAGUCUUGUGAAUUCGUAUUAUUCCCAAAAUAAUCUCAUUCGACGAAACUUUAUAGCCUGAAAAAUUCAACUAUUCGUUAAAAUAAGUUUUCCCUUAAGGAUUAGAAAGAGACUUGUCUUUAUCAUUUUUCUUGUUGAUAAUUCGCCCAAGCUUUAUAUUAUUAACCUUGCAGGUGCCGACCAUGGCACCCUCCUUAAUCUUUGGCUUUUGCUUUCCAUGUAAGAGGCCUCACUUCAUACAAGAAUCGAGACUUGCAACUCAGGAGUUGACACAUUAUUUGAUCGCAUUUUUCCCUAUCUAAUCAUUUAUUUUUGCAUGUUUUUUUCCGUACAACUUUGAGGAAUCAUACAUUGUCUUGUUGUUUUCAUUUUUCUGGCCAUUUUAACUCGUCGAAAUUUCAUGCUCUGAAUAAAAAUCAUACAAAAGAUGUACACAUGAAUACAGAAGUUGAGAUUUUGUAAUUGCCAAAAUCAGAGUAUCUAGUUUAGCAGCCUGCUAGUAGAAAUUUACCUCGGCAUGGUUCCUGGGAGUUAGGGAAUUCCCUGGCUUCGCUCCAAUCCUGGAUUCAAUGUCGUGAUUCCCUUGCCUUCUACUUAGAUCAUCUUUCCGCUAUUUGUUGUUUUGCUCCUUAUAUAUUCAGAAUUCCAAAGAAAAGCUUUAGAACAGAACAGUAUGCGUUGGUUUGCUUUAGUCAUUGGCCUGGCAUGUGUACGCACAUAGUUUUUUUUUUAGUUUCAGAAAAGAACUCCCUGCAUGACCUCGAUCCUGUGAAGUAACCAGGGCUAAAAACAAAGAAAAAAUAAACUCUUUCGGAUUAAUGCAAUGCAUCUUUAAUUCGAAGAUUCAGUAGAAUUGAAGAAUAAUGAAUGUAAUUAGUUGCAAUCUCAUGUUUUACAUCAACGGCAUAUUUUUUCAUAUGUUUUCUUGAUUAAGGAUAAUAUUUGACUCAUUGUAUUGUGCAGCUUGACAGUUGUUACUUCGCUUCUUGGGAAAUAUAAAAUCGAUCCUAGGCAAAUUGGGCGUUUAGAAGUCGGAAGUGAGACAGUGAUUGAUAAAAGCAAGUCUAUAAAAACUUUCUUGAUGCAGAUUUUUGAGGUUUUGAUUCUGAUCCUUUAUUUUUAUCUGGAAUGUUUUAUUGUCGCUACAUACUUAUGAGAAUUGUGCAGGAAUGUGGCAACACUGAUGUCGAAGGCGUUGACUCAACAAAUGCUUGCUACGGGGGAACGGCUGCCUUGUUCAACUGUGUCAAUUGGGUCGAGAGCAACUCCUGGGAUGGACGCUAUGGACUUGUUGUUUGUACAGACAGUGCGGUACUAAUCACCUCGCCUGCUUUUCACUCUUUUUUUUCCGUAGGAAAUUUGUGCUAUGGCCGAAGUUUCUGAUGAUUACCAGUUAGGUUAGCUAUGCUUCUUUCUGCCAUAUUAACUAUUUUUGUUUAUAAUGCAAAAGAGAAAAUGACCUAACAUAGUGUGGACAACUGAUGAUCACAGGAAUAGUAUGUUCACCAUGAUGACCAUCCUUACUGAAAAUUUUCUUUUGUUAGGUUUAUGCUGAAGGACCAGCCCGUCCUACUGGGGGUGCUGCUUCCAUUGCCAUGCUGAUAGGACCAAAUGCUCCGAUUGUGUUUGAAAGUAAAUACAGAGGGACUCACAUGAGUCAUGUGUAUGAUUUUUACAAACCCGAUCUGGCCAGUGAAUACCCGGUUCGUUUUUCUUCUCUGCACUCUGGUUCCAUAUGCAACUUUAGAUGAAUUUUCUUUUCGUUGUGUGCUUGCUGUAAAUGGACGUUGGUUUCUUAAUUCCGUUCUGUUUUGUGAUAAAAGGCUUAUUUCCAUCCUUAUCUUGAUAAAAUUGGACUGCUGAUGCCAGAAUGUCAGAGUCUGUGUAUACAAUAUAUAUUUGUAUUUUUAUCCUAUUAAUUUCAAUUUUAAGAGCUGAUUGGGAAAUGGUUAUCACGAGCAUCCUGGCAAAGGUACUCACGUGUAAUAGAAAUGACUGUCUUGAUCCUUAUCAGUUAUUGUUUGUCGCAUCAGUCAUGCUACUUUCUUUCAUUGCUUGCAUUGAUAAAAAAACAUUGUCAUUAUGUACUACUUUUUAUUUUACUAUUUUUUAUGUUUUUAUAAGAUGAAUUCCUUAAGUUUUAUUACAUGGUAAAAUAAAUUGAGGAUCUUUUUUAAAUAUGCAUCGUCCAGGAAGUCCUUAAAAUAUACAAUAAAGCGUCAAUUACAAUCUCAAGUGGAUAAUUUCACAUGCUCUGGGGUUCUUCAGCUUUCAUUCUGUAUUUCUUUCUGUACGUAGACAGGCUUGUGUAUGGUUAUUUAGGCUCCACCGAGGUGAUUCUAUGGAGUUUGAUGAUACGUCUUGCAUAAAUAUCCUAUGCAAAUACGCCUUGAUUCAGAACCUUUUUUUUUUUCCCCUGGGAAUCUUGCUAAAUUAGUGGCUUCAAUCAGGAUAAUAUUCUACUUGCUGAUUUGGGGAUUUAAUGGAUGCAAUGGUCCUUAUUAUAGCCUCUUAUUUCAUGGAUGCAUACUUAUUUCCCAUUUUCUGUUUUAUUUUAUUUUGUCCUCUCUUUAUUCAAUGUGUAUUGUUCAGUGGCAAUGUUCCUUGUGUUGUGCAUCUGCAUCCCAAAGCGACUGCUCUCUGUUGUGGCCAUGCUUUUCAUUAUAUUUUGCAUUUGAAUGUUCAUAGGUAGUUGAUGGAAAGCUAUCCCAGACGUGCUACCUAAUGGCGCUUGAUUUAUGUUAUAGUCGCUUCUGUAGCAAGUGAGUAGCCCACAAAGAGGCCAUUGUUUAUUAUUUCCUCUUUAGUGUGCUUCUAAAACUUGGUCUCUCAUCUUUCUACUUGUAGGUUUGAGAAAUAUGAGGGGAGGCAGUUUUCGCUGUCUGACGCUGAUUAUGUUGUCUUCCAUUCCCCAUACAACAAGGUAAAUCCCACUCUACGUGAUUCCUGAGCCGGACCCAGAAUCCACUACUUCAGUUUUAUAUCAGAUGAUUGAAACUGUUCUUAUAUCCGUGUUUUUUGUGAUGCUCACCAACAGCUCGUUCAGAAAAGUUUUGCCCGGCUCUACUUCAAUGACUUCACCAGGAAUUGCAGGUUUUAUUUUUUUUCUAUUUAUCAUGCCUCUACCAUUCAUACAGUUUUUUGCAUUAUUUUUCUGAUUUAAUGAAAUCCUCAGAUACUUCAUCUUAUAGAUUCUAUUGUAACUUUGCCCGUUUGCUGGCAUCUGUAAGUAGGAAAUUUGUAUGCGAUUAUCCCUGCAUUAGGGACAAUGUUCUUGCCAAGCUGUUCGUGUUUAGUUGCUGUUUAGGCUUUGGUAUGAAAUGCUGGAUCAUCUCUUAAUUAGCUUUUUUAGGGAUUCGGAAUCGGUAUGAGAUUGAAGUCCUUUUAUUCUUUAGGUGGUGGUUGCUUUUCUCUCCAUAUUAUUCACGAUAAUAGGACCAGGACCUUUGAAUAUGAUUAAGGACGAAAGGACGCUCGACAAUUUGCAGAUACUCAAGGCAAGAACCUACUGGACUUGGCAACAACAAAAUCUUGACCGACGCUUGAUAGUGUGGGAACAUCCCCUCGAGUGUGAUCAACGUGCGUAAAUAGAGACUAUAUAUAUAUAUAGUUGUUUCAGCAAGAAUCCACUGAUUCUGCCAUUAAAGGAUAGGGUUUUGGAACAAGUCUGCAGAAAGUUUCUAUGUUUGAAGUGAAGGGGAGUUGGGCACAAGGCACGGUAGAUCCCACCCCCAAGUGAAUGGACGCUGGAUGGUGGAUUUUGCCCUCUGCCCAGAAAAUCCUUUGGUUCCGAUUGAGCAACUUUGUUUCUGCCCGUCUGACUGAUUUUUCAUGUGGUAUAAGGUUUUGGAACAUUAAAUGUUGUAAUUAUGUAUGCAAUAGUGGCUACUUGCAAGCAGAACACUGCAUCUCAUAUGAAAGUUCCCACUAGCAUAUUUUUACUCAAUUUCAAGAGAUUUUCGUUCUUCGUGUCUCACACUGUGAUUCCUCGUCUGUACAUGCUCUCUCUCUCUCUCUCUCUCUCUCUCUCUCUCUCUCUCUCUCUCUAAAACGAGCCCCUUUUCUCCUCCUGCCCUAGCUGGAUCGAGAAGGAAGCGAGGGAGAAGCUGGAGCCGUUCUCGUCCCUCUCCGCCGACGAGAGCUACCAGAGCCGCGACCUCGAAAAGGUGAAAUCAUGUCACCAUCACUAUUUUGGGGUUCGAAUCAGCUUUCUAUUUCUCGUGGUUGACCAUCUCGUCUCCGAUGCUUGCUCUCCCCCCGGAACGAACAGGCCUCUCAGCUCGUGGCUAAGCACCUGUACGAUCAGAAGAUCCAGCCAUCGACUCUACUGCCCAAGCAAGUCGGAAACAUGUACACCGCAUCUAUCUACGCCGCCUUGAUAUCCGUCCUCCACAACAAGCACAGCUCUCUGGUGAGUCUCUGGUCUCCUCCCACGACUGAUCCCGGAGACUCUUUGAUUGAUGAUCCCGCGAUCUCCUCCAGGCCGGUCAACGCAUAGUGAUGUUCUCCUACGGAAGCGGCCUGACCUCGACGAUGUUCUCCCUCAAAGUCAACGACGGCCAACACCCUUUCAGCCUGUCCAACAUCGCCGCCAUCCUCGAUGUCUCCCACAAGCUUGAGUCGAGACACGUCGUACGUUCCCCUCUCUCUCUCCCUCUCUCUCUCUCUCUCUCUCUCUCUCUCUCUCUCUCUCUCUCUCUCGCUGCGUGUAUUUCAGGGAUGAAAAGAAAGAAAGAUUACACCGUGGGGUCGUCAUCUUCCGCAGGUGGCGCCGGAGAAGUUCGUGGAGACGCUGAAGUUGAUGGAGCACAGAUACGGAGCCAAGGACUUCGUGACGAGCGGAGAUGCCGACCUGCUUCCUCCGGGGACGUUCUACCUCACGCACGUCGACUCCUUGUACCGGAGAUUCUACGUCAGGAAGCCCGAGGAUGCCGCCGCCACCGCUGCUCCGCCGGUGGUCAACGGCCACUGA
Messenger RNA from Spirodela intermedia, 6237 nucleotides. Lineage: Eukaryota; Viridiplantae; Streptophyta; Magnoliopsida; Alismatales; Araceae. The record is from the annotation of a GenBank genome assembly.